This is a messenger RNA of Triplophysa rosa, 3582 nucleotides long. RefSeq names its product lysine-specific demethylase 5A-like. The transcript has 21 exons. Gene Ontology annotation, biological process: chromatin remodeling. The record is from RefSeq and is a predicted model, not a curated record. The annotation marks the transcript as partial. Gene Ontology annotation, cellular component: nucleus. Gene Ontology annotation, molecular function: histone demethylase activity; DNA binding. Lineage: Eukaryota; Metazoa; Chordata; Actinopteri; Cypriniformes; Nemacheilidae.
ACUUGCGGCUAUAGCCGUGUCCCUUCUAGCCACGACUUUUCUGUUACCCGUCGUUCCUCGGAGCGGAAGUGCAGCUAUGAAAGGUCACGCUUCCGGAAACAGUGGCACUUGUGUUCCGACGGCUAGCAGAAGAUGCUAACAGCGUUUUAUGAUUGUUCAGGCUGAUUGUUAACGUUGUUUACCGAGAGAGAUGUAAUGUGAUGGCUGGAGACUGUGAGACAUGAGAUGACCCAGCAGCGGAUGAUUUUAUUCGUCUCAUUACAAACACAUUAGCUACUCAACGACAACAACAACAGAGAUAACAACAGCGGCAGCAGCGCUAUAACACGAAUGUCUUCUUUAUUAUCUUGUGGAUUAAAGUGACGGGAUAAGAAGAGAAAAGCGUGUGAAUGGAUGAACAUCGUCUCUUAUAAAGGAUUAUUUCAUAUAAAUGCGUGAAUGACCGCAGGCCGCGCUAAACAGCGGUGUGUUGUAAGUGCUGUGUGGCUCUGUGAGUGAUGUUUGCGCGUGCAUGCUCGUGACAUGUCGCUCUUCAGAGAGUUCGUGGCUCCGCCGGAGUGUCCAGUGUUCGAGCCCAGCUGGCAGGACUUCAGCGACCCGUUCGGCUUCAUCCACAAGAUCAGAGACAUCGCUGAGAACACGGGCAUCUGCAAGAUCAGACCCCCACAGGGUUGGCAGCCUCCUUUCGCCUGUGACUUUCGCAGUUUUCGCUUCACUCCAAGAAUCCAGCGACUCAAUGAACUAGAGGCUCUCACCAGAGUCAAGCUCAACUUUCUGGAUCAAAUCGCCAAGUUUUGGGAACUUCAGGGUUGUAGACUGCAUUUUCCUCAAGUGGAGAGAAAAGUGCUGGAUCUCUAUCUGCUGAGUAAGCUGGUGUCUGCAGAAGGAGGCUUCCAGGUGGUGUGUAAAGAGAAGAAAUGGUCAAAGAUCAGCAGUCGUAUGGGGUUCCCGUCCGGGAAGGGCGUGGGAUCUCUGCUGCGCUCUCAUUUCCAGAGGAUUCUGUAUCCAUACGAGCUCUUCCGCUCCGGAGCGUCAUUACCCGGCGUUCACAAGAUUUACCCAGAAAACCCUGAGGCUGAAGACACAGAUGAAGGGAUCGGAGGUGGAGAUGACGAGGAAGAUGAGGAGAGAAGAGCGGAGCGACGUUCUCCUCAACAUCUGAAGGAUGAAAGAGAAAACGAGGAGCCUAAAGCUGUGCAGAUGUUCAACACCGCUGACAUCAUCACACCUGAUGAUGACAGCUUCAUCAGAAAGCAGAAGUACCUGAAGGCUCAAGCAUUCGCCCUGAAGAUGCGUCCACGCAAAGAGAUGCUGCAGGUGAAUUAUAUCGACUUGUACAUGUGCAUGGCGUGUGGGCGGGGCGACGAGGAGGAGCGCCUCCUGCUGUGUGACGGAUGCGAUGACAGCUAUCACACCUUCUGUCUGAUCCCGCCCCUGCAGGACGUCCCUAAAGGAGACUGGUGCUGUCCCAAGUGCGUGGCAGAGGAGUGUAACAAACCCCGUGAGGCAUUCGGCUUCGAGCAGGCCGUGCGCGAGUACACGCUCCAGAGCUUCGGCGAGAUGGCCGAUCACUUCAAGUCGGAUUACUUCAACAUGCCGGUGCACAUGGUGCCCACUGAGCUGGUGGAGAAAGAGUUCUGGCGUCUGGUGAGCAGCAUCGAGGAGGACGUCAUCGUGGAGUACGGCGCCGACAUCAGCUCUAAAGAUGUCGGCAGUGGAUUCCCGGUGAGAGACGGAAAGAGGAAACUGACCGGAGACGAGGAUGAGUACGCCAACUCGGGCUGGAAUCUGAACAACAUGCCGGUGCUGGAGCAGUCGGUGUUGACGCACAUCAACAGCGACAUCUCGGGCAUGAAGGUGCCGUGGCUGUACGUGGGCAUGUGCUUCUCCUCCUUCUGCUGGCACAUCGAGGAUCACUGGAGUUACUCCAUCAACUUCUUGCACUGGGGCGAACCCAAGACCUGGUACGGAGUUCCAGCACACGCGGCCGAGCAGCUGGAGUCUGUCAUGAAGAAAGAAGCUCCAGAGCUGUUCGACUCACAGCCCGACCUCCUGCAUCAACUCGUCACGCUGAUGAAUCCAAACGUCCUCAUGGAGCACGGCGUCCCGGUGUAUCGGACCAAUCAGUGUGCAGGAGAGUUUGUUGUCACCUUCCCAAGAGCCUAUCACAGCGGCUUUAAUCAGGGCUACAACUUUGCAGAGGCCGUAAACUUCUGCACAGCAGACUGGCUGCCCCUCGGGAGACAGUGCGUGGCUCAUUACAGACGUCUGCAGCGCUACUGCGUCUUCUCGCACGAGGAGCUUGUUUGUAAGAUGGCCUCCGAUCCCGAGAGUCUGGACGUGGAACUGGCUGCUGCUGUGGUACGAGAGCUUGGCGAGAUGAUGGAGGAGGAGAGCAGACUGAGAAGAGCCGUUCAGGUGCAGGGGGUGCUCUCCUCAGAGCGGGAGGUGUUUGAACUGCUGCCUGACGACGAGCGUCAGUGCUGGCGGUGUAAGACUACCUGUUUCCUCUCGGCUCUCACCUGCACCUGUUGUCCAGAGCGUCUGGUGUGUCUGCACCACGCCGCUGAGCUCUGCGGCUGCCCGGCAAGCGACAAGUGUCUGAGAUACAGGUACGAUCAGGGUGAGUUUCCCACAAUGCUCUACGGGGUAAAGUCACGUGCACAGUCUUACGACACCUGGGCAAAGAGAGUCACGGAGGCGCUGGCAGGAAAUAACAAGAACAAGAAAGAUCUGAUCGAGCUGAAAGUUCUGCUGGAGGAUGCCGAGGACAGAAAGUACCCAGAGAACAACCUCUUCCGUCAUCUCCGAGACACUGUGAAGGAGGCCGAGACGUGCUCGUCUGUGGCUCAACUACUGCUCAGUCACAAACACAAACGAGAACGUCCCGAGAGCGGCGCGCAGAAGACACGAAAUAAACUGAGCGUGGACGAGUUGAAAGUGUUUGUGGAGCAGCUGUACCGUCUGCCCUGUGUCAUCAGUCAGGCCAAUCAGGUCAAAGAGUUGCUGGAGAAUGUGGAGGACUUUCACGAGCGUGCUCAGGCGGCUCUCUCGGACGACACUCCAGAUUCCAGUAAGCUGCAGGCUCUUCUGGAUCUGGGCUCGGGGCUGGACGUGGAGCUGCCCGAGCUGCCGCGUCUCAAACAGGAGCUGCAGCAGGCACGCUGGCUGGACGAGGUGCGUCUGACACUGAUGGAGCCUCAGCGCCUCACGCUGGAGCUUAUGAAGCGGCUCAUUGACUCGGGCGUGGGUCUGGCGCCACAUCACGCAGUGGAGAAGGCCAUGGCUGAGCUGCAGGAGCUGCUCACCGUGUCCGAGCAUUGGGAGGAGAAAGCUCGGACGUGCCUGCAGGCCAGGCCUCGGCACAGUUUACUGACACUGGAGAGUAUUGUGAUGGAGGCGAAGAAUAUUCCGGCAUAUCUGCCCAAUGUGCUCGCCCUCAGAGACGCUCUGCACAGAGCCAAGGAGUGGACGGCCAAAGUGGAGGCCAAUCAGAGCGGCAGUAACUACGCCUACCUGGAGCAGUUGGAGGGGCUGUUAGCAAGAGGUCGAUCCAUCCCUGUCAGAUUGGAAGCUUUGCCA